GUAUCUGUGAAAUAAAAAUAGGACAUACAAUUGGAAUUUAUCUGAAAUGCCAGGAUUUUGGAAGCCAAGCAUUUUAAUCUUAUUCCAGGGUUUUGUGUUUGUGUUUAUGAUCAGCUGGGAAAGGAAACUAACAGAUGCCCAGGACCAACCAACUGUUUGUGGCGAUAUGCCAGUGGUCUCAGUAAGAGAGGACACCCUGCCCGGCACUGUGCUGUUGAAUUUCACAAAUUCUUCCAUUCCUGGAGUCACUGAUAUUGUUAUUGAGCGCAUAGUGCCUGCUGAUGGAUUUGUCAGCCUGAACAUCAGUAGAAGAGCAUUUGUUCUUAAACAUGCCAUAGAUGCAGAAAACAUGACUGACGUAAGUCAUUGAGAAACACAGGGAUAUUGUCACCCUUCCCCCAAAACUCUUUAUUUACUGCCUUACAAACAUUCUUUUGGGUAAUAAA
Molecule: messenger RNA, 446 nt
Organism: Lingula anatina
Lineage: Eukaryota; Metazoa; Brachiopoda; Lingulata; Lingulida; Lingulidae
Biological process (GO): cell migration; homophilic cell-cell adhesion; multicellular organism development
Cellular component (GO): catenin complex; membrane
Molecular function (GO): calcium ion binding; beta-catenin binding; cadherin binding
Source: RefSeq, a predicted model, not a curated record